AUGGAGUUAAGUGAGCAAUCAAAGCAAGAACAGCAGCAAUCGGAGAAAGAAGGAUUUGAAUAUAUCGAUGUAUUACUGGAAAAUUUGGAACAACGUAGACUAUUCGCUAACGAUGAAAAUUCUUCCAUCCAUUUCUCCUUAAACGAUGUCUACAUGCUUUACAAAGUGGUUGCGGAGGAGUUCAGUGAAAAGUUACAUCAGAGUAUAUUGAAUGGUGAUAAUGUGGAACAUUUGACUCAUUUUCCGGAUUUACUGGAAGUCUAUUGUACUGCUGAUCGGAACUCACAAACUGCAAAUGUAAUAUCGGACGAGCAAAUAAUAUGGACGAUAGGAGAAUUCAUCUCAGUUCUUUCAUCACCGAUUGUUUACAGAAAAUUUGGUGGCCUUUACCAAGAUUGUAUUAUUGAGCUCAUUAAACUUCUACGACCACCUGACAUUCUUUUCGUGCAGAAACAAAUUGUUUUAAUUUUAAAGGAUGUGGUAGAUAAAAAAUGUCGUUUGGUAUAUAACAUUAACAGCGACCACGGACAAGUGAAAUUCGCCACCCCAAUGGGUGAUAUCGUUUUAGGACCAGUGAUAUUUACAAUCACUUAUUUAUCGGGCAGUGAUUCAGUUAUUCAGGAUGUCUUACUAUCAAUUUUACAACAUGGAACAGUGGAUGAAACAAUUAUGCAAAACAAUGAUGUUUUGAUAUAUCUAUGGUUUUCUUUGUUACAUGUUAUCCUUAUAGGUGUAUCGCGAGUGAAGAAUAAAGCAAUAUUGCUUACGCAACGAUUGCUUUCAAUGGAUGCGUGUAAUCCAAUGUUUGCGGAUUUAUUAUUUGAUGAUUUAAUGGCCGUAGAACGAUGGCUUUAUCAUUUGGCACCUGAAAUAUUUGGUAAUGAAGAAUUACGCCUAAAAGAAGCGUUAGAAACUUGUGAACGUACUUUUGGCGAUGCUGUUCGGAAUAUCGAUGAAUGCGAAACAUUCAAUAAAACUGAUUUCUCUUAUUUCCUGAAAUGGACAGAACAAAUUGCAGAAAUAUGCUCUUCACAUGUAAGACCAGAUGAGCGUUUGGUUAAUAUGUUGAUCGAUUUGUGCUCUGUAAAUUUACGAGUUGAAAAGAGUGUUCGAGAGCAAUGUUGUGUUCUGUCUACUUAUUUGUAUACAGUUGUGAAGAAAAUUUUUCAAUGUGAAUUACAAAUAAAAGCCGAAAAUGUCGGUGAAUUAUUUGAGUUCAUUUUUGUGGUGCUGGAGCAUAACGAUAUUAAUUCAUCAUUACUGAUUAAUGAACUUACUGAACAGUUAGCACUUGCUCGACAACGUUAUUCUGAAAUCGAGAUGACGAAAUAUUUGCGAAUAAGAGAAAUGAUGAUUGUUGCAUUGAAACAAAUAUUGGAAAAGGAUAAAAGCAGUAUUUUUAUUGCUAAGAUUAUUCCUGAAACUGCAGAAGUAAUAGAGAUUAUUGAAAAUAUUUCAAAAAUGCCAGAUGUUGCUAAAGAGACUCUAGCUGCAUUAAUUUCACUUAUCUCAUCGUUCACUGAAUGUGUCGAGAAGGAAGCAGAUUUCUGGCUUUCUGUUAUUUCAUUACCUUGGCUUCAAACAAUGGAGUUGGUUGCUGAUCUGAAACAUUUUGAUUUAGCAUUACCAGCGUUAUCAAAAAUUUACAAUUUAUCACUACGUUGUAGUCAAUAUUUGUCACUUGAUAUCAAAGCCAGUACGAUUCCAGCAUUGGGUCAUUUAAAUGUUUGUCCGGAAUGGCGUCGCAAAGUAUACAUUGCAGCUUUAACAUCGGUAGAAAUAUCUUUACUGAGAACAGCUGUAGAACAUUUUCCUUCUUUUAUUUUCUCAACAGACAGAAAUGAAUUUGAAUUUCUUCUAAGCCAUGUGUUAUAUCAUGGGAUGCAUGCACUUCAAAAGGAUGACAAAGCUGAAUUAUGUUCUGCUGUUUUAAAAGCGGUAGCAAGAACAUUAUGUUUCGUGAGUAUGGAGAAACGGCUAGCUGAUGAUGAGAUAUGUAUGAUGUGUCGAGGAAAACAAACUGCUAAUCGAAAUUUGGAAAUCAAUUUGGAUAAGAUUUUUGAACUUAUAAAAAAAGCUGUAUAUGGUAAUAAUGCAGUAAAAUUAGGUUGCUGUGAAUUGUUGGCCUCUUUGCUCAAUCAUAUUUCCUUCUCGGUAUUGAAAAGAUAUGAAGCAGAAAUGCAUUGCACAUUGAUUUUGAUGAAAGAAUCUGAUGAAGAUCUACGAUCCGAAUUUCAAUGGUGCUUAAAACCUAUGAUGGAACUGAAACUUGAAAAUGUACAAAAUGAAGUAAUGCAAGCUAUUAAUGAUCUACAAAAAUUACCAAAAACAUUCGACAAUUUCAAAUUGCAUGCAAUAUUCUGCUUGACUAAUUCGCAAAAUGACAAUCUUUUUCUGAUAUGCUUGAAUCAUCUUCUGAAUAUAGCAAUUAUAUCUGAUUAUGCAUUUGUUGUUGCUGAAAUUAAACAUGCUAUUGAGGAUCGCAUGGAAAAAUAUUCAUCUAAUUUACAUCCUCGACAAUGGUUUCUUCGAAAAAAGAAAUAUAUAAUGGAAAAUCUUACCAAACGAAUAAUCUUUGAAUAUUCUGAAGGAACAAGGUCUCUAGAAACAGAAAUUGUUGAUGAAAGGUUUGAAGGAAGUAUCGAAUACGCUUUGAGUGUUCUUGUUGAGAUAUUUGAUUUCUCAAAAGAUGAUAUCGAAAGUUUCAUGCGAGAUGUUUGUCCUGAAAUUGUUACUUCUCUUCUGCUAGACUGUAUAGCGGAAAAGGAAAAAGUGCAAUUGGCAUUGAAUACUAUCGCACGAUUGCGACGAGUACAACCAGAAAUUUUGAUGGAAGAAUCUUUGCCAUUACUAUUAGUCAAGCAUCUUUUCAAGGAUUUAUCGAUUCAAGUUAUGCAGAAUGCUCUAAAUUUUAUUAGCUUUUAUACAAAAGGAGGUUGUAACUGGUCAACAUUGGUUUCGAAAAAAGCUUAUGAAUGUACGGUUUGUUUGCUGCAACAUUUAUGUGUUCAUGAAGAAAAAGCAAUGAUGCAUAUCAAAAAUUUACAUAAAUUAACCUACGGUCGAAACUGUCCAUUCAAUUUUACCGCUUUCAUCAGGGAAAGUUAUUUGGGAAUUUUGUUGCACUUUCGACAAGCUAUCAGUGAUGAUCGAUUCUAUGAUGAACGACUGAUACUGGUAUCAAGUCUCUGUAAAGUGAUGGCAAUGAUCAAAGUAGAUGGCACUGAUUUUCUUGAUCAAACUGCUGAUAAAAUGUUGAUUGUUUUACGCGCUUUUACACCAUUAGGCAUUGUUGUUAUUGAAAUAUGGAAAGUUUAUUUAAAAACUUUGUCAGAUGAGGUUUUGGUGAAACUUUUGCCGCAAACUCUAGUUUCAAUCAUUCCGUUGUUGCGAUUUGAGCAGGCUCGAGAGCUAUUAAGAUAUAUUUUCGAAGAAAGGCAAUUACACUUUGCAGCAAAUGGAGAUUUCGAACGCAUCGCUUUGGUUUUUUGGAACAAUCCGAAAAUUUCAAUCAAUGAAUACCUUUCACCGGAACUUGGAAAGUCCCCACCAGAACUGGUUUUCCAUGCAUGCGCUUCUUUACUGAAAGAAAGUUAUGAAGAAGUUGGUGAAGUGAUAUUGCAUAAAUUAUUAAGUUUACUUAAUGAAUAUCGUGAAUUAACAGAUAGCUGCUUUGAUAAUAUUGCUGCAGAAUUGGUUCCAUCAUUAUUGCAAAUUAUACGAAAAAGUUCAUUGUCGGAAUGUCGUUACUUAGCUUCUUUAGCGCUUGGUUGUUUGGGUGCUGUUGAUCCAGGUCGUAUUGGUUUAUCAUUGGCGCGUAAUACAAAUGCAAAUGUUGAUCAGCAUAAUGCCCGAUUUGUAUUUGUUGAUUCUGGAGACCAGUUUUACAUUGAACUUUUGGAGCGAGCAGCGGUAGCCUUUUCCGGAAUACUGGAUGCUAGCAUGCAAGUUGAAUGUUCGUAUAGUAUACAAACUGUUUUACGGGAACUCUUUGGAAGACAUGGUUCAGAGAGCUCAAGUCUAUGGGAUAUGUUAAGCGAUCAGUGUCGAAACUCACUGUCAAUGUUAAGGAAAUCAAGUUUUAUACUGCAUAAGCCUCUCCAACAUCUUCCAACAAAAAGACCAAUAAUAGAAUGUGAACAAGUGAAGGAUUUUAGAAGUUGGUUGAAUCUAUGGUAUAAAAUAACAGCUGCUAAAAUACGCCAUGUGAAGUUAAAAAUUUUCUUUGGUGCUUUAGAAGGCUUGGUAAAUGCAGAUAUCGUCUUUGCUAGCUUUAUCUUACCACAGUUAAUUCUUCAGAGUAUCAUUGAGCACAAUUUAACAUGUAUGAAUGAGGUUAGUAUGGAAAUAACUGCGGUGCUGCAGAAGUCAAUUAUUGAUAGUGGAUGGCCUCGAUCAGCUGCACAUUUGAUUUUUGCUGUCAUUGAUUGUCUGGAGCAAUUUACUUGUCAUCGUCGAUCUCUAAAAAUUCCAACUGAUAUGGUUCUUCAACGUACUCUCGAAAUCUUAUCAAAUGUGACAACGCAGACAACGAGUGAUGGGAAUUGUUUGAUUGUUGCUGCAGCUGGAGUAUGCCAUUGUACAACGAGGGCAUUGAAAUGGUGUGAAGAAUAUGCAAUUGGAUGUGAUGAGUAUGGCCAGACGUUAUUCAAACCGGAUCAGUUUAGCUUUCUUGAGAAAAUUUAUUUCGAUCUGGGUGAUAUGGAUGGUGUAGCUGGUGCUUUUGAAACGAUACGUUCGUGUGCUGAACCAACUAUAAAUGAUCGAAUUUUAUCAUUGGAAGCUGAUGGAAAUUACUGGGAUGCAUUACCUUUGUAUAAAAAAUCAACUAAUGUCGAGCCUUCCUAUACCAAAUGUUUGCUACGUCUGAAUGAACCACGAUUAGCGCUGAGUGGCAUUACUGAUUUAUUAGAAAAAUCCGAAAGUGUCGAAUUUCAAGAAAAAUUACGUUCAUGUCAACUAGAAGCAAUGUGGCAAUUACAGCUCUGGGAUGAUUUAACAGAUUUGUUAUGUAAGAAGCCUAAAACGACAACAUGUGGUGCCACAUAUGCAACAAUAAUUUGUACUCUAAGAAAUCAACAAUUCAAUUUAAUGGAUGAUUAUUUAGUCAAUGCACGAAUGCGUUUGGCAGAUGCAUUAACUGCUAUGACAAUUGAAGAUUCAGAUACCUAUACACAGGCCUAUAAAACUAUUACGCAAUUACAUAUACUAUCAGAAAUAGAAGAUGCGAAGAGUUCACUUAAAUUAGAAAAUGGCGAAAUCUUAGCAGUGGAAGAUUUGACCAAAGUUUUGAAUGUUUGGCAGAAGCGUGCAGCAAAAGCAAUUCAAAGUGCUAGUGUUUUGGAGCCUAUCUUGAAUGCUCGUCGAAGCUUAUUGAGUUUACUAGAUGGUGACAUUGGACGAGGUUCAAUCUGCGAUCUCUUUUUGCAAAGUUGUCGUUUAGCGAGACAUGAUGGACAUUUACAAGUUGCUUGGUCAUAUCUUAUUCAAGCAAAAGACUUGCAUAUUAAUCAGUUUGAAGUUGAAAUGGAAGAAGCUCGAUAUCUUUUUCAAAAGGGAAGUCAGGUUCAAGCAAUACAAAUUCUCUCAAAUUUGUUAAAAAGGCAUUUUUCUGAUGAGAUGCAACAGCUGAAAAAUAUCUCAUGUGAAGGAAGAGAUAUUUGUUGCAGUGAGGAAGAAUAUGCUGGAGAAUUAAGAAGAGGAAAUGAAGACUUUGUCAAGGCUCAAUUAUUAUUUGCUGAAUAUUCACUAAGAGCAGGAGCGGGCAGUUAUGGAGAUUUUUAUAAGACAUAUUUCUCACUUCCUUUAAUUGCUGAACCUUCUGAAGAUUUAUUCUAUCGUAUAGCAGUUUUCUUCGAUAAGUAUUUGUACAGUAAAAACGAAAAUGCUGAAGCUAAUAAUGUUACAAUGAUUUUAAAAGCCUAUAGACGAGUAUUAAAGCAUGGAAAGAGAUACUUGUUCCAUGUUAUGCCACGAAUGUUAAGCAUAUGGUUGGAUUAUACACAAAAAAUGGCUGAAAAUGGAAGUACACAACUAUCAUUGAAGGUACACGCAAGAGGAUUACCAUUGAAAUGUUUAUCAAACGAAGAUAAAUGUGUUCGAGAGAUGAAUGGAGUAAUAUACGAUGGUUUCAAAUGCAUUGAUCAUUAUAUGUUUUAUACAGCAUUUGCUCAGCUAAUUUCACGUAUUACUCAUCCAAAUGAGGAUGUCUUUCAAACAUUAAAGAUGAUUUUGUCUACAUUAAUGGUAGAAUAUCCACAUCAAUGUUUAUGGCAAUCAAUUGCUGUCUUUCGUUGUGAUGCUGAUAAUCAACCAUUACGUUUUAUUCGUUGUCGUGCUGUAUAUGAUUUAGCUAAACGUACAGAUGAAACUGGUCAAUUAAAAAAUUUAAUUCCUCAAUAUGAAUAUGUUGCAGCUGCUUUCAUCAGAGUUGCAGAAGAUAAUUGUCCAAUAGGUACGCAAUCACCAUUUAGCCAACGUUAUGCCUAUCUUUCGGAAUAUUUUCGGAGCGGUAAAAUGAGUCCAGCAAUUUGGACAACAGAAAGAGCUCAAGGAAAAGAGACGAAAGAGCCGAUUCGGCCAUCAAUUGUAGUACCACUGCAUAAGAUGAUCGAGCAAGCAAUUCCAACAAAUAUUUUGAGCACAUUAUCACAAUUUCCGGAUGCAAAUUUGGAACAAACUCUAUCAGCAGCUUCGAGUAAUACCAAAUUCAGCACCAUUUAUAUUCAUUCAAUUGAUGAAGAGUUUACUGUAAUGAAAUCAUUAGUACGUCCCAAAAAGAUAACUAUAGUGGGGUCUGAUGGUAAAAAGUAUCCGUUAAUGUGCAAAGCAAAAGAUGAAUUACGUAAAGAUGCUCGUCUUAUGGAUUUCAAUCGGAUGGUAAACGCAUUAUUACAUCAAAAUGCAGAUGCCAGACGUAGACAGCUUCACGUUCGAACAUACAAUGUUAUUCCAUUACAAGAUGCAGGUGGUUUAAUUGAAUGGAUUCCAAAUCUUCAAACUUAUCGAGGUGUAGUGGAGCAGCUGGUGAAAGAAAAAUGUAAUAGCGUAAUGAGCGAUAAAGAAUGGUUUAGUCGAUGGAUACCUAAUGGAACUGAUGAAGAAAAAUUAGCAAGAUUACGAACCGAAUACUAUCCAAGACAUCCAAUUGUAAUGCCGGAAUGGUUCAGGCGUUCAUUUUCGGAUUCAUGUCAUUGGUACGCAGCACGUUUAGCUUUUACGUAUACGUCAGCAGUGAUGAGUAUGGUUGGUUUUAUAUUGGGACUUGGAGAUCGACAUGGUGAAAAUCUUUUACUCGAUCUUGUCAGUGGUGAUGCAAUUCAUGUAGACUUCAAUUUAUUGUUUAACAAAGGAGAGAAUUUGAAUGUUCCUGAAGUAGUACCAUUUCGAUUAACACGUAACAUUGUUGCUGGUUUCGGAGCAACUGGUGUCGAAGGAGCAUUUCGUCGUUCAUGCGAAACAACAAUGCGUGUAUUACGUGAACAUGAUGAAGCAUUACUCACUGUUUUGCAAACAUUUGUGCAUGAUCCACUUCUAGAAUGGAUGCAUAGUGAAAGUCGUGCUCAACAAUAUAAGCAGCGAAAGCGAAAUGAUGCUAAAUUAUCACCACCAGUAGCACAGCAACAAGCACAAGAAGCCAUUGAUAUGAUACGAUCCCGUCUAAUAGGUCAUAUUAUAACACCGAAAAUUUAUCGCACAGAAACAAAUAAUCCACCAAUGAGUAUUGAAGGACAAGUUGGUCGAUUAAUUGAUAUUUCUCGGGAUGAAUUAAAUCUUGCCCGAAUGUAUAUUGGCUGGUGUCCUUUCAUAUAA
This is a messenger RNA of Brugia pahangi, 7812 nucleotides long. The record is from the annotation of a GenBank genome assembly. NCBI's taxonomy places the organism in Eukaryota, Metazoa, Nematoda, Chromadorea, Rhabditida, Onchocercidae.